UUGAAGCGGCUGGUUACUGUUUAACAUCCCCACCCACGUUUCAGUUUGUUUAGUAAAUCGAUCUGAUGCUCGGGCUCAGCCUGGUGCCUUGUCGCCAUUGAGCAAAGUUAAUAUCCCCCGCUCGAGCAUAUGGUAAAGGCUUUGCCAGCGAAACCAACUCAGCUCCCGCGGCCUGAGCAGGACCAGGGGCCCCCCGGGAGCCGUUCCCGGGGGAUGCUGCCGCCGCCCUGACUUGCCGAGCUGCGACGCGGGAGGCAACGGAGCCGCAUCUGUGCCCAGCAGACAGUUCUUCAGCAGAACCACUCAACAUGAACACUGCAGACAAUGGAGUCAGUGGUCUUUGUGCAAUAUGUGGAGACAGAGCAACUGGCAAACAUUAUGGUGCCUCCAGUUGUGAUGGGUGCAAGGGCUUCUUUAGACGUAGCAUACGGAAGAGUCAUGUCUAUACCUGCAGAUUCAACCGACAAUGUGUUGUUGACAAGGAUAAGAGGAAUCAAUGCAGAUACUGUCGUUUAAAAAAGUGUUUUCGAGCAGGAAUGAAAAAAGAAGCUGUGCAAAAUGAACGGGACAGGAUAAGCACAAGAAGGAGCACAUUUGAUGGCAGCAACAUUCCCUCUAUUAACACUUUGUCACAAGCUGAGGCUCUUUCUCGGCAGAUCCCUGUCUCGAGUCCUGGUGCUAGUACUGACAUAAAUGUAAAGAAAAUUGCCUGUAUUAGCGAUGUCUGUGAAUCUAUGAAGCAACAGCUGUUGGUCCUUGUAGAGUGGGCUAAAUAUAUUCCAGCCUUCUGUGAACUACCAUUGGACGAUCAGGUUGCCCUGCUAAGAGCGCAUGCUGGGGAACACCUCUUGCUUGGAGCAGCAAAACGGUCCAUGGUGUAUAAGGACAUUUUACUUUUAGGUAACGAUUACAUCAUCCAUCGUAACAGUUCUGAAGUCGAGAUCAGCCGAGUGGCAAACCGGAUUCUAGAUGAACUAGUCCGACCAUUCCAGGAAAUUCAAAUAGAUGACAAUGAGUAUGCUUGCUUGAAAGCAAUUGUGUUUUUUGAUCCAGAUGCAAAGGGAUUGAGUGACCCAUUAAAGAUUAAGAACAUGCGGUUCCAAGUCCAAAUCAGUUUAGAGGAUUACAUUAAUGACCGUCAGUAUGACUCCAGGGGGAGGUUUGGAGAACUUCUGCUUCUAUUGCCUACCCUUCAGAGCAUCACUUGGCAAAUGAUUGAGCAAAUACAGUUGGUCAAACUGUUUGGAAUGGUUAAAAUUGACAGUUUGCUUCAGGAAAUGUUACUAGGGGGUACGUCUAAUGAUGCCAGUCAUCUUCAUCAUCCAGUACAUCCUCAUUUAGCUCAGGAUCCAUUAACUGGCCAAACUAUUCUCAUAAGUUCAAUGUCUGCUCCUGUACAUACAGAACAGAUCUCAACUCCAGAAACUCCAUUACCUUCCCCUCCACAAGGCUCUGGACAAGAAUACAAAAUGUCUACAAACCAGGCUACAGUCAUAACACAGCAAUCAAUUUUAAAACAAAAACCAUUGUGAUAAUUUUUUUAUUUUUUUGUUUUGUUUUCUUUUCUUUUACAUGCACUAUAUAAAUUGUUAGGACACCUGGAUGGUGGAAACCUCAGGGUAGCAAAUUAGGCCACCCCUUGACCCUAGCAAGUACAGGGGCUGUUCUUAUAAUUCUUCUGUUUCAAAACUCAGAAAGCAAGGUAUACUAUUAUGAAUGAUGAAUUUGCUGUACACUUGGGGAUACUGGUAGUUUUACAGCAUAUGUAUAUUUUGGUAAUGCCUUUGGAUCAUUGAAUUGAACGGGUUCAUUUUUAUUUCCCAUUUGUAGUUGUCAUCUUAAUAUUGUUUAUUUUAGAUCUGUAAGUAAUUUCUUCAUUGAAAUGUCUCUUGGAACUAAUUGUGCUUGUUUAGCUAUGAAUGGUAGAACUUAAGACAUGGAUUAACACAAGCCAAGAGUUCAUAAAUAAUAAAAGAGCAGGUUGUUAAAUAAAACAGACGUAUUACAUUUAGAGUGAAAAUACAUAAUAGAUAGGAGGGUCUGUUCAUUAAAAUAAAUCCUAAUGUGGGGAUACCAGGAUCUUGAAGUCUGACUAUACCACAAGAGUUAAAUGUGUUGAAUGAUAGCUGUCAUGUUUACCUAUCAGUUUAUGUGAAUAUGGUAAAAUGAGAGAACCCGCAACGUGCAGCUGUGUGCUAAAAAUGAAACAUGGGUAUAGGGAAUGACUUUGAUCAUGCACACACACUGUGUUUGCUCACAGUUGGAAUUUGUUAUGAUGAUCUAUUUACUGACUCAGAGAGAGGUUUUCAUGCUAUGCUUUCAUUCAUGAAUUAUUGACAUCACAAGAAAAUUGCUACUUCGCACAGUCUGGUUGUUCAUAAGAGAAAUGAUGUUUCCUUUAAUGGAGACUUUCUCCCCAAAAGCUGUUAAAAAGUGCCAAAUAAUGUCGUCUGCUGGGUUAUUUUAAUGAAAUAACACAUUGGAGUCAGAGAUUCAGCAAAGAGAUGUGACCUGGCCCAAAUAUCUUGGUUUAUUAUAACAUCAUAAGUUCAUACAAUCAUCAUGAAGCAGCUAACUCCCUGACUCCUAAAGUGGUAUACACUCAGGUAUAAGAAAUUUUGUCCUUUUUUGCAAACAUAAAGCCACAAAACCAUGUAAAAGAAUUAGAAAAAGUUUGAGUGCUGACUUGUAAACUCGGAAUGCUUUAAUGAGAAUUCAUGUAACACCAAGCAGUAUGUGUGUUCCUUUAGGGUAUUCUGCAAUAGUUGUAUUUGUAGUUAAAUCUGCAUAAAAUAGCUCUUAUUGUUCGUCUUUUGCUUUUUAAAAAGUGUUUUCUUUUUUAUUGGUUAUUUUGUAUUUUUUAUGAAUAAGCAUAUAUUUCAUUUCUCUGUGGAGCAAUAACGUUUCCUUUCUCGUAUCCUUUAUGAUAUGUAUGAUUCAUUUUUUGAUGGCCUUGAUUGUACUCUCUUCGAUGCCUAGGGAAGGUUUGCAAUUAAUUUCAAUGGAAGCAGGGUUGUGUCCCUUGUACGCAAAUGGGACCAUAGACGCUGACUGCGUGGGUGCUCCGGGGCUGGAGCACCCAGAGAAAAAAAAAUAGUGGGUGCUCAGCACCAACCAACAGUCCCACAGAUCAACUCCUCCCCCUUCCUUCAGUGCCUUCUGCCCACCGGUGGACCCUGAGGAUCAGCUCCUCCCCUUUUCCCCCCAGUGCCUCCUGCCUGCCAGUGAUCAACUGUUCAGCAGCAUGCAGGAGGAGAAGGAGUGCGGGUAGGAGGAGGUGGGGCGCAAUGCAAUAUAUGCUUGAGGGAAGGGGUAGAGUGGGGGCAGGACCUGGGGAGGAGUGGCACUCCCGGGGAAAUCACAGUCGGUACCUCUGUAUGGAACUGAGUCGUUUUUGAAACUAUAAUGUAGCUUUUAGAUGCUGAUAAGUGCUGAACACAUGCAACUCCCAUUUAAGUGACCAUACCUAUUCCUACUCCCACUGAAGUCCAUGGCAAAGCUCCAUUGAGAUCAGUGGGAACAGGUUCAUGCCUACUGACUUGAAUGUGCCAAAUAUUUCAUGAUUGAGGUCUCACCCUGUUUGGGUUCAUUCUGUAAUUUUCCCAGGUACGCUUUGUGAAUGCCUCUAUAACUGACGCAGAGCACAGCUUAUUGUGUUUGUCUAAAAUACAGUGUAAGAACCAGAGAAUGUACAAUAGAAUGUUUUCACAAACUGCCAGAAUGUACUGGAUAAAAACAUAUACUGUAGUAUUUUAUCUUACUAAAGGAUGUUAUCUAUUUUAUACAGUACAUUGCAUUUUUUCAAAUAAGGAAAACACUACUGUAAUUUAUUAGGAUAUGAUGAUUUAUUUUAUAAAUGUAACAUUAUUUUUGUAAACUUAAUUAUGGAAAAAUCAAAAAUGAUUAGCUUUGUUAAACCUUAAAUUAUAUUAAAAUGAAAUCUCCUAUAUGUCUGAACUGUGAUGUCUUGUUUGUAUAUUGAGCAUUCAGGAUAAAAAUGGUUGCUAGAAAUAACCAUCAAUCAUCAUAAUUAUCAAUGCUCAAUAAACAGAUAUAUAAACUAUGUGUAUGUCAAACCUGCCCUGUGGUAACUUUUUGACAAUUUACAUAAUUGCAUGAAAACACUGAUGUCAUUUUAUAUUGUUUAUCAUAUAAAUAACUAUAAAAAAGUUACAAAUCUGCAUCUUCACUAUAUUAAAAUCACAUGGGAAAUAUAUGAUAGCAACACAUUACUUGCCACUGCUGUAGCAUUGCUUUAGUACUAUAUAGCAAUAGUUUUCAGUUUUUGAUCCUGACCCAGAAAAUCAUUCAAGCACAUGCUUAGCUCAAUCCCUAUUGAGGAAAGCACUUAAACCCAUGCUUAACUUUAAGACUGUGCUUAAUAUUAAGCAUGUAAGUGACUACAGUUCUUGGAUAGGGAUAGUUUCCUGAAUAAUGGCCUUUGUAAUCUGUAGAUUUCAAAUUAUUUAAACAGUUUAAUAUAGUAGAAACUUGGUAAUACUUGAAUGUUUAGAAGUAGAUUUUUUCUUUCUUUUUUUUUCCCCUUAAGAUUCCUUGUAAUGUAUUUUAUCAUGUUAUCAGCAUCUGUUCUGUGUUGGGCCAAAUAUUCAACUGUUUGUCUCCUUAUAGGUUGUGUGGGUGAGUGGGCGUUCACUGAUGUUGAUGUUGAAGAUUUUUAGGCCUUUUGAACAACCUGUGUCUGCAAUUGAUGAUUCCAGUUUAGGAAUCUCUGUGCCCUUUCAAUGCUGAAUUGGAUGAAAAGAGGGGGUAAUUUGGACAAAAGAGAUUUUCUCCCUUUUCGUGUAGCUGGAAACACUACUAUAGGGCCUGAUCUAAACUCCACUGAAGUUAAUGUAAUGCCAACAAACCCCGGCCCUCAACAGCCAAGAUCAAACCUGGGAUCUCUGGAGCUUAAUGCAUGAGCUGCUACUGCAUGAGCUAAAAGACGCACUUCUCUCUUAGCCAAGGCUGUAGCAGACUUAUCUCUAGCUGGUCUAGCCACCAGUAGAGGGGAACAGAGAGCCAUACCAAGCAGGAAUGGGUUACAUCAAUAAAAAGCAUCCCACUGAUUUUAAUGGCCUUUCAGUCAGGCUCCUGUUGUAUUAAUUAUAGGAAUAAAUAGACCAAAAGACUCAAAUGUGUUACCAUGACCCUGAAACUUUUCUACAUAAGGUUAAACAAUCUUCAGGGUUCAGUAUACAGUGACCUCAGCCUAUUAAUACCAUGGCAAACACACCAUAAACAUUCUUUUAAACCUUUUAUUAAAGAUACAGAAAAAUAAGGAAAGACAGUAAAAACAGUUGAAAUGUAAAGCGUUAAAUAAGAGUUUCAUUUUAACCAAAUCUCUUGUUCCUUUUCCCUUUAGCUGGGGAGAGUUUUUGGAAAGUAACUGCCUGGUCUGACAGUCUCUUAGAUCAUAAUAGCUGUCUUUUGGGGAAAACAAAAGAAGUCAGUUGAGAUGGUGUCAUAAAUAUACACAGGGCAGCUGUACUGAAUUGCCUUACCUGUAAGGGGUUAAUCAGUUCAGUUAACCUAGUUGACACCAGAGCAGAAGAACCAAUGGGGAAAGAAGAUACUUAAAAAUCUGGGAGGGAUUUUUUGUGCUCUCUUUGUUUUGUUCCCUCUCUGGAUGGAGAAGGAAACCAGGCAGGAAGAAAAUCUGAAAACACAGCUGAAAUGAGCAUCUAAGAUUACAAAAAUUGUAAGUAAGGGCAAGGAAAUGCAUUAGAUUAUCUUU
Messenger RNA from Trachemys scripta elegans, 5737 nucleotides. RefSeq names its product hepatocyte nuclear factor 4 gamma (gene HNF4G). Gene Ontology annotation, cellular component: nucleus. Gene Ontology annotation, molecular function: zinc ion binding; nuclear steroid receptor activity; RNA polymerase II cis-regulatory region sequence-specific DNA binding. The record is from RefSeq and is a predicted model, not a curated record. The coding region runs from base 309 to 1532 and encodes 407 amino acids. The transcript has 10 exons. Lineage: Eukaryota; Metazoa; Chordata; Testudines; Emydidae. Gene Ontology annotation, biological process: cell differentiation; anatomical structure development; regulation of transcription by RNA polymerase II.